Molecule: messenger RNA, 807 nt
Organism: Coffea arabica (coffee)
Lineage: Eukaryota; Viridiplantae; Streptophyta; Magnoliopsida; Gentianales; Rubiaceae
Molecular function (GO): phenylpyruvate tautomerase activity
Source: RefSeq, a predicted model, not a curated record
GGACAUGGGGAGGAAGGGGAAUUGGCACAAGGGGACUCCGUACGUAAUCGAUAAUCCGUAUAUAGUAGGGGCAGUUGUGGGUGGGGGAAGAGCGAGAGAGUGAGGGGACGAAGGGUGUCUUUUGUUGAAAUCGCAGCGGAUAGCGGUCGCAGAGAAGAGGAAAAUGCCGUGCUUGAACCUGUCCACAAACGUCAAGCUGGAGGGCGUUGACACCUCCGCCAUUCUGUCUGAGGCCACCUCUACUGUUGCCAAACUCGUCGGCAAGCCUGAGGCUUAUGUUAUGAUUGUGUUGAAGGGGUCUGUACCCAUGUCAUUUGGUGGAACUGAGCAGCCAACUGCCUAUGGUGAGUUGGUUUCUAUUGGGGGACUCAACCCUGAUGUGAACAAGAAGCUGAGUGCUGCAAUUUCCAACAUUCUUGAGACAAAGCUUAAUGUGCCAAAGUCGCGUUUCUUCCUGAAAUUCUGUGACACCAAGAGUUCCAACUUUGGAUGGAAUGGGUCUACCUUCUAGGUUCCGUAUUUGCAAAUGUUGAGCUUGUUGACCACGGGGCUCAGAAUUUGGAAAAUAUGCAUCUUCAAUGUUUGUGUAGUAGUACUUGUAUUAUGUUCCAAGCAGAUUAUGUUGAUGCUCCAGAGCAUCCAUCUUUAGAGAAGUAUGCAAUUUAAUAUACUGGAUAUUUUGAGAUCGGUUUGAACAAUCACUAGAUGCAUCUCAAUGCUGUUCAGAAAUAUGUGGCUCACUUUUAUUUCUUGAGCACAUGGCGCAGGCUGGUGAAUUAAUGCUACAUCAUGCAGAUCUGAAUGGAA